UUAUUCAUUUUGCUUGCUACUAUCCUUGAUAGUAGUGUUCAGUAAGGAUUUGAACCUCAACCGUUGAUUAUACUGCAUAAAGUUUCAAACUUUAAUUCGAAGUAUAAAAAAGAUUGAGAAGAAUUUAAACAUUGUGUAAUCUUUUUGCUCUUCUUCGAUGCAUUGGGAGACCAAAUCAGUCCACUCGUAAAGUUCAGAACUUUUGUAGUUUUAUGAGUUCACGAAUCCAAAGCAUGCAGACCCAUCUUCUCUGCGAUUGAUCACAUUUCUCUGCAGUCUGUGCUUCAAAUUCCCAUCAAAAAAUGGUCAAAAAUCUCUCCCUUUUCUUUCUUCUCUUAUUACUCCCAGUCUUCCUCCGCUCUCCGGUGCGUCUGGCGGGGGCCAAGCGCUGCCCGGACUGUGGCCGCACCCCAGUCCCCUAUCCGCUCAGCACCCGGCCGGACUGCGGUGACCCGCUCUACAGAGUCCGAUGCACUGUUGGCUUGCUCUGGUUCGAGUCUUUGAAUGGCUCUUCCUAUUUGAUCACUUCUGUCAAUCCAAUCACACAGAGGCUAAUCAUCCGGCCGCCGGGGCUGGCUAAAAACACCUGCGUUUCGUCCGAUUUUGGCAGCCACGGCUUUUGGCUCGACGAUGGCCAUCCUUUCACCAUUUCCAGCAGGAAUACCGUCCUGCUCUUCAACUGUUCCGUGGAAGUCCUGGAGAAUUCUUGGAACUGUUCGCCAAAUAGCGUCUGCCACGACUUCAUUAGACAGAAUCCGGUGGAAAUGGCGCCGUGUAAGGCGUCGCCGACGUGCUGCUGGUACACAACUGGAGGAUCCAUAACGGCGUAUAAGAUCAGGGUGAGGAAGGAGCGGUGUUCCGCGUACCAAAGUUUUGUGAAUUUAAAUGGAGUUCCCGCGAAGAAGUGGCCGGAACCUGGGGUGGAGAUUCAAUGGGCGCUGCCGCGAGAGCCACCAUGCCGACUGGCCAUGGAGUGCCGGAAUUGGGAGAAUUCUGCGUGUAUGCCGGACCCUGCAAAUGCCGGCCAGAGGAGGUGCUUCUGCAAGCUACCUUUUAAGUGGAAUCCUGUAAAUGGCUCGUGUGUCACCAACAAUGUGAAAAUACAGAACAAGAGAACUCACAAGCACAAGCAUAAGAAAAUGCCUGCUGUUUUUGGAGCAAUGGCGGGAGUAAUCAUAAUGGUGAUUGGAGCUCCGACCAUGUUUAUAAUUUUCAAAAGACGACGACGGAAUCCAGAAGAGAACAAACUGAGUUCGAAGCAAGUUCGUGAAGUGAUUCUAAAUGUCAGCAGCAGUGGCAAAUCUGCGAGGAUGUUCACAACCAAAGAGAUAGCAAAGGCCACAAACAACUUCUCAAAAGAGAACUUGCUUGGCUCUGGUGGCUUUGGGGAGGUCUUCAAAGGCAACCUAGAUGAUGGGACCUUAAUAGCAGUUAAGCGUGCCAAGUUGGGUUGCACGAAGGGUAUUGAUCAAAUCCUAAACGAGGUUCGAAUUCUUUGCCAGGUGAACCAUCGAUAUCUCGUUCGUCUACUUGGGUGUUGUCUUGAACUCGAGCAACCCCUCUUAAUAUAUGAGUAUAUCUCCAACGGGAACCUAUUUGAUCACCUCCAUGGGAAUACGAGUUCAAGCAAAUGGCCACCACUGACAUUGAAUCGUCGACUCUACAUCGCACACCAAACAGCUGAGGGCCUUGCUUAUCUCCACACUUCAGCCACGGGGAGAAUCUAUCACCGUGACAUAAAAACAAGCAAUAUUCUACUAGACGAGAAACUGAAUGCUAAAGUUGCUGAUUUCGGGCUUUCUAGAUUGGCAAUGACUGAAUCAAGCCACAUUACAACUGGUGCUCAGGGAACAUUAGGUUAUCUAGACCCAGAAUAUUAUCUUAACUUUCAAUUGACGGACAAGAGUGAUGUUUAUAGUUUUGGAGUUGUCUUGUUGGAGCUGUUAACUUCUGAGAAAGCCAUUGAUUUUAAUAGAGAAGAGGAGGAUGUAAAUUUAGUAGUUUAUUUCAAGAAGAUUAUCAAAGAAGACAGAUUGAUGGAGGUUGUUGAUCCUGUGCUUAAAGAGGGAGCUAGCAGAGUAGAAAUGGAGAUAAUUAAGGCAGUAGGGUCUCUAGCAGCAGCCUGCUUGGAUGAAAAGAGGCAGAACAGGCCUGCCAUGAAAGAAGUUGCUGAUGAGCUACACAACAUUAUUACUGUUCUUAAUAGUGAUAUUCCAAAUACUGGCUAACUGUAAAUGUAUUGUUUGGAUACAGAGUUUUCUAUUUGAAAAAGAAAAAAGAAAAGAAAAAGGAAGGGAAAAAAAAAAG
Molecule: messenger RNA, 2307 nt
Organism: Momordica charantia (bitter melon)
Lineage: Eukaryota; Viridiplantae; Streptophyta; Magnoliopsida; Cucurbitales; Cucurbitaceae
Product: Protein kinase family protein
Biological process (GO): protein phosphorylation
Molecular function (GO): ATP binding; protein kinase activity
Source: RefSeq, a predicted model, not a curated record